Sorghum bicolor (sorghum) is the source of this 711-nucleotide messenger RNA. Its product is annotated as probable WRKY transcription factor 54. The record is from RefSeq and is a predicted model, not a curated record. Gene Ontology annotation, molecular function: DNA-binding transcription factor activity; sequence-specific DNA binding. NCBI's taxonomy places the organism in Eukaryota, Viridiplantae, Streptophyta, Magnoliopsida, Poales, Poaceae. Gene Ontology annotation, biological process: regulation of DNA-templated transcription.
AUGAGGGAGCUACAUGACCUUAUCCUACCAUUACUUGAUCCCUGUAGUAGGCAGGAGAAGCUUGCGCAGCAACUCUUUCAAGAUAUAUCCAAUUCCUCAAGUAAGGUUAUCUCCUUUCUCAAACUUGGUGAUAACAGUAAGAAACAGGCCAAUCUUAUCAAAUAUAGAAGAAAAGGUGGUAAGAAUAACGAAGUGGAUAGUCACAUGUUGGGUGAGGAAGCUAAAGAAAUUGGAAAUAGGAGAAGGAAGAAUGCACAACACAUUGAUGGAUAUCAAUGGAGGAAGUAUGGGCAGAAGUGGAUCUCCAAAGCAAAGCAUUCUAGGAGCUACUAUAGAUGUGCUAAUAGUAAAGACCAAGGGUGUCUUGCAACUAAGACAGUUCAACAGAAGGAAUCAGAUGGAAGCGCUGGAACAGUGAGGUUGUUUGAUGUUGACUAUUACGGCCAGCACAUUUGCAAGACGGAUGACAUAAUACAUCCAUAUGUUGUUGAGACAACACAUUAUACUGCACCAAUUGCCAAUCAUAACGAAAGCAGUAGUGGGUCAACAGUUGUUCACAAUGAUGUUCAUGAAAUUCAGGAUGAAAGCUUUGGAAACUUAUUCAUGAUGCCAAGCAUAGAAGAAUAUUGGACAGAUUUCACAGAUACUGAAAUGGCAGGGACACUAGAUGAGGUUACCUCUUUGAUGAUCUUUGAAGAUAUAUGGUCGUAA